GGAACACUGUUGCUGGCUGCACUGGUCUAGUAACACAAGGAUUGGUGUGAUGGCAAUCAGGAACACUGUUGCUGACUUACACUGCUCUGGUGACACUGGGCCUGGUGUGGCAGUAAUUAGGAACAUUGUUAUUGGCUGACACUGCUCUAGUGACACUGGGCAUGGUGUGGCAGUGAUUAGGAACAUUGUUAUUUGCUGACACUGAUCUGGUGACACUUUGACUUGUGCUAUGGGAUUCAUGAACAUUUUUGCUGGCUGCACUGGUCUGGUGACACUGGGAAUGGUGUGGUGUUGAUCAGUUGAUGGCAUACACUGGUCUGGUAACAUUAUCCCUGGAGUUGCAGCAAUCAGGAGUACUUUUUAUGGCUGCACUAGUCUGGUAACUGGUGUGGCGACGAUCGGAACACUGUUGCUGGCUUAAGCUGGUCUGAUGACACUAGGACUGGUGUGGCUAGUGAUCAAGAAUGCUGCUGUUGACUAGCAUUGGUUUGGUAACUCAUGGACUAGUGCGGCUGAGAUCAGGAACACUGAUGCUGGCUAGUGUCACUGGGACUAGUGUAGUGGCAAUCAGGAAGACUAUUUUUAGUGACACUGGGACUGGUGUGGUGGUAAUCAGGAACACUGUUACUGGCUUCACUGGUCUGGUGACACUGGAACUGGUGUGACUGGUGUGGUUAUCUCAGUACAUGUCUCCUUUAAAGAGCUAGGUAACUUGGGCCUCCACAUACUGUAGAAGGAAAGGUCCAAAUAGUUAGUAAUCAGCUGUACUUUGUUUUUAAACCCAGUUGGCAAUAUGGCCAUUACGACUUGUCUAGUCCUGCUCCUAUGUCUGCUUUUGCCAACAUUUAAUGGUUAUUAAAAAAAAAGUACUAAUUUAUCUUUCAGAAGAGAAACCGAAAGAAAAGUAAAAAGAAGAAAGACAGUGACUCGGCAUUUAUUUCACUUCCAGCUAACUUGGAAAAUUCCACUAUUGUUGAAAGCGAUGAUGAUGAUGAUGAUGGAUGUGGCAGCCUUACAGACCUUGUUACUAGUGAAAGCAUACAACCUACUGCAUUGACUAUAGGAAAUGCUGAUGCUAAUGCUACCAAUACACCAGCCGAACCUGACGAUGGUGAAACGGUACCAAAAGAUAGGGAAGAUCCUAGUACUGGACUAGAGAAUGCAGUGUUAAUACACAAUAAAGAUGUGCCACCUAACAAGGAUGAGCACAAAAAGGAAGCUAAAGAUGAAAUGCCCAAUGUGUCCAAAAGAGAGGAAGUUUUAAUAUCCUCAAAUAAAGAAGUUCCUGAAAGCAUAGUGACUAGUUCUUCUGAUUUAGAAGUUAAGAGUGUCAGUGAGAAAGAGGCCUCCAAGGAUAAGAAGAUAAUUGCUGUUCAGGUCAAAGAACUAAACAUUUCUGAGAGUGCUUUGGACAUGUCAACUGACUCUAAACUUAAAAAGGUUGAGCUUGGAAAUGAGCAUGAGAGUCAAAAUGUACAGAACGACGAAGGAUCAAAAAAUAUUCACAGCAGUAGUAAGAAGGACACUAUUAACACAUGUAUGCAAAAUACAGGCAAAAGCGGCAUAAAACCUGAUGUGGUUAAAAAAAAUCAAAAGUCAGCUAGUUCUGAAAGAGCACUUGAAGUGGAAACAAAAGCAGAAAACGCCAAAAACAAGGUCCCACCUGCCCACAAGUGUGACAAGAAAGACAAACAGGUAGAUGCUGCUACAAAGGUUUUAGCUCAUGAAGAGAAAAACAACUGUGGACAUGCGACUAAAGAUAGUGAAUAUAUUUCUGGUGGUAGAAUUUGUGAAACUAAACUGACAACAAAAUCACAAAAUGAAAAGGAAGCUGAAGAAAGUACUAAAGACAGUCUCCCAGAUACCUCUAAUACAUUAAUCCAGAAGGAUACAAUCAAAAAUGAAAACCGCAAAGGAUCUAAAAACAUAAAUGAGAAAAAAGCAUCAAAAAAUGGAGAUGCCAAACAAAAUAACAAGGAUGCUAAGAAGGACAACACUGCUGAACUUUUGCAAGGUGGAGAUGGACAAAAUGACACAAAGGUUGAUGCUUCUACGAAGGCUGGACAAAAUGACACAAAGGUAGAUGCUUCUACAAAGGCUGGACAAAAUGACACACAGGUUUUAGCAAACAAAGAGAAAAACAACUGUGCACUGGAGAAUAAAGAUAAUGAAAAUUCUUGUGGUGAUAAAAUAUGUGAAACUGAACCAACAACAAGGCCACAAAAUAAAAUUGACAAUGAAAAAAAAACAAAUGAAAGUACUAUUGCCUGUCCCCCAGAACCAGGUAAUAGAAUGAUUCAGAAAGAUACAAAGAAGGAAGAAGAAAAAGGACCCAAAAACACGACCAAUAAAGCACAGAAAAAAGAAAAUUCCCAAAACAAUAAUGCGGAUGCUAAGAAGGGCAAAGCUGCUGCAAACCUGCAAGGUGGAGUUGGAAAUUCUUCCAGUAAAGAAAAAAUAGAUAACAAAGAACAACAAGAAGCUUUUAAAAGGGAACAUGAUCCUGACAAUUGCAUCACGUUGUAUUUCCAUGUCAUUGUUUCUAAGUAUUUUGAUGUUAAAGUUAAUGAGGACAAAGUGAUCGUGAAAGGCGGGAAGAUAAAAGGGUAUCGUGAAUGGACAGACGCCAUCUGUGAGAUGAAUUACUCAAAAGAAAUCAAGGACCAUGGAUUUCUGUAUGAAGGGCAGACUCAAGUUUCUAAGGAAAGUUUGAAUAGAGACAUCCCAUACAAAUAUGUCAUUGUGCGGGCGAAUGGGAAUGAGGAUUAUGAAUUCAUCUAUAACAAUGUUUCUGAAAUUCUGAAUCGUUGCCUGUGUAUUCAAUCCAAACACCUUUAUGGAAAAGAGUGGCACCAGUACGAUGAUGUAUGUAUGAGUGAGAAUCCUGGGAAGCUGUAUAAGAUAAGGCACCUGUGGAAAAAUCGAUAUGAAGUUAUUUUUAAGGGAAGGAUGGUCGCUGGUGAAGUCAUGCUCAGUGGCAUUUUCAGUGUUCUCACCAACAGUGAUCACAUCAAUUUGUCAAAUUUCUUUGCUCAACUUUGUCAGUUUUAUGCUGUGUAUGUUGAUCCCAUUAUAAUUGGAGACAAAAAAAUUUCAUGGAAGAGUCUUGACUUUGGAGUAAAUCAGGUAUGCGACCUCAUCUUGAAAAGUCUCAAUAGAGUCUGUGAACCUUUCCUAGACCAGAGGCCACUGCAGGAGGAUGAUAUCAAGAACAAGUUGACAGCAGGGUUGAUCUGUGUCAUAGUAGUAAAUAUGUUCAAAAUUAAUGUCCAAAGAAAGGGGCUUGCAGAUAUUUGCAGUGUUCUGUGUUUGGAUGACAUGUCCAAAGAAAACAUGAUUCUGCAACUUCAGGGUGCUAAAACUACAUUCUGUAAAAUUCCAGGGAUGGAUAACUAUUUAAGGGCCUUGUGUCAGAAAUGUAUAGAUGACAGUAUUGAUGAAUGGGUAUGGGUACUGCCUGUGUUUCAUGCAUUUACUGCUUCAUCAAAUCUGGAUGCUUCGUAUAAAGCAGCAAGAGACAAACAAGAAGAUGUAUGGGCAGGUCUGGAAGGCUUUGAAUAUCGUAAAGUGAAAAAAUGGGACAGCGAUUUUCUGAAGAAGAUGAUUUCAAAAAAAUAUUUGCUACAGGCAGACAUGACACUGAUAGAAUCUUGGCUGUGUCUGAUUCCGAUUAACCACAUGGCUGAAUUUUUGGAAAAGAUUCCAGUGAAGAUUGUUAGUGCUCUAAAAGCAUGUUACUUCAAAUUUCCUGAAGCUGAAUUUCACCACAGAGAGAAAAUUAAACCUAUAUUGAAGAAGUUGAUACAACUUAUGGAAAAGCAGGGCAAGCCUCCUAAUGCUGAUGCAUUUCAGGCAUGUUGCAAAGCUAGCCUGGACUUGCACAAAUGUAUCUGCUGCGAUCAAAUUUUGAAGAGACUACAUGAGCUCCCAGCUCUUUCUGCUGAAAUCAUUUUAACAUUGUUGCGUAUUUCGGAUCUAUCGCAUCAUUGUAAAGAAGAGGCAUCAGAAUCUACUUCACAAGAGCCUGAUCUAGAGAAGAUUUUAGAAGAUGCAUUGCUGCUGACGAACAAAUGGCUUGAAGAUGUGUUUGGGCACAGAUUUAAUUUCUAUGAGUAUGGAAAGUUUUCUUCAGAGCUUUGGGUAUGGGAUCAGAUUCUGAAGGCUGGUGAAAAUGUAACUCCAAAGUGGAAGGACUCUCUUCUGUGUGUUUUACACAGAAAGAUAAAACAGGAAGAUGCAGUUGGUCAGAUUAACUUGUACUGUAAAGAACAAUAUCAGUUUAAAGAUCUUCAUCCAUCAAUUAAUAAAUGCUUUGAAGACUGUGCAAUUGGAGCUGUGCAUAUGGCUUGCCUGUCUGAGUCCAAUAUUCUUAGUCAGUUAAGUCUGCACAAUCUGGGAAAUUUUGGCCGUUUGGUUUCAAGUGUUAUAGAAAAUUCUUGGCCAAAGGAUAACCAAGGAAAUCAUGUAAAAGACAGUGAUGGGAUUUUACAGCACCUGCUAACAUGGCCCGAUGCAACAUACAUAUUUAAACUUUAUGGAACAGAUAGCAGCAUCAUAUCGCAAUUUGGAGAGGAGAUUCAAGAACUGGUGGCUCUUUCGGAAUCUGUGUUUCUGGAAGCUGUAAGAAAUGUUAUAGAUGGAGAGGUGCUGUUUAAACAUAUGGAAAGCAUUCUAAAUCACAGGAAUCAAUUUGUAGCCAUCUGUAAACUGAAAACCGAAAAAAAAGAGAAGCUCUCCUUGUCUGAAAUAAAUCAAGUGUUGAACUGGAGGAGAGAUGAACUACAUACACUACAUUUAGAGCGUGAAUGGGUGGACAGCCUUCUCAAAAUGAUCCAGAGUGUUUAUCAGCACCUAAAAGUAAAUGUUUGUGAAAUCCUCUCAAAGCAUUCACAAGACCUGGGACCACAGAAGCUGAUGGAUAUGUUACCAGUGAGGACACUUAAUUCAUCGAAUGAAUUUGUGGAACUUGACACUUAUUAUAACCUCAGUGCCGAUUCAAUGUCCAUGGCCAAAUGCCUGAACACUUUCAGGAUUAGCCACAUCUUCACCACUUGUUGGGAGAGAGAAGCUAGGGCUCUUGCUGACAGAUUCCCUAAAGAAUCCACUGAAGAAAAUAAUGAUGGCAAUGAUUUGGAGUUCACAGUUGAAGAAAUAAAUGAUAAACUCUUCAAUCCAUGUUUUGAAAAUUGUAAGGAGAUUUAUAAUGACAUUAAAUCUGGAAACGUGACAUUUGAAGUUGUGGAUGAGUUUUUAAAAGAUUUCAAAGACAGGUACCAAGAAUUGGCAAAAGAAUUUAAACACUUGUGUCCCUUGGGAGUCAAAAAUGAUGGGAAAUGGAUCUCUGAUCGUGUGAGGCAGAUAGAACAGUAUCACCAACUUGAUGUAGCCUUUCGUUCUGCAAAGGUCAUCUUUGAAUUAAAAGGGUUUUUGAAGCUGACGGGAAACUUCAGAACUUUGGAAACCCUGCUGCAAUUUGCGGAUAACUUUGAAAAUUUUAAGAAAAAUCGUCUAUCUUGCAUCAGUGAAGAAGUAGUGAAAACCAAAAAAUUGCUGUCCGAAAUGAAUGAAAAUCACACUGCAUGUCUUAUGGAGGCUUUGAAAAGAAGAGAGUUUUUCCUCUGGGUUCAAGAAGCAUUGGAAGAUGUCAAUGAGCUAAAAGUGUUUGUUGAUCUGGCCUCGAUUUCUGCUGGAGAGAAUGAUAUGGAUGUUGACCGUGUUGCCUGCUUCCAUGAUGCAGUGCUGGGGUAUUCACCAUUACUCUAUGACUUAAAGCCUGAGUUUGGGUUCAACGACUUUAUGGAAUGCCUGAAGAAAUUAUGGAAAGCCUUAAAAAGUGACCCAAAACUUCCAGAAAAGUUUGCAGACUCUGCUCGUCAUAUAGAAUGGCUAAAGACUGUAAAAGAGAGCCAUGGUUCUGUGGAACUGUCAUCACUGUCCCUGGCAACAACUAUCAACAAAAGGGGAAGCUACAUCAUCAGAGCACCCAAGGACAACAAAAAGAUUACACCUGACAGUGUUUUACAGCUGAUUCUUAUGGAGAAUGAGGAAAAUAAGCGCAGUUACACGCUAGAGGAACUAAAAGAAUUGCUCAACAAACUUAUGCUUAUGUCAGGCAAAGGAGAACAAGGCAACUCAGAAGUUGACAAGUUUUCUGAGAUAUUUUCCAAUGUUCAGAGGCUGGCUGGAUCUUUUAUUGACCUCUACCUGGCUGGGAAUAUGCUGUUUAGAACCUGGGAAGCUGAAAUUUACUGUGAAGAUAAUGCUAGUGUCAGUGUUUUCAUGAACUUUAAUAUUGAAGAAAUUGAUAAGCUUCAGGGACAAGAAGCUCUUACUGAUUUGCUUCCCGACAUCUGCAAAACCAUGGAGAGCUUGUUAGAUGAGUGGUUGGCCUUUGUCAGCAAGAAGAGAUCUCAGCUAUACUACUUAAAUUACUACACAGCGGAGCAGGUGGUGUACCUGUGCCAGCAGUAUCAAAAGAGGGAUAUUAGUGAGGAAGCUCUUGUUAUGUUGUCUUUUAUUAAAUCUGACUGUAAAAAAAUAGACACCAUCAACUCCUACUUUCAGAAGACCAACUCCCGUUUUCAAACUGCUGUAAACCAACCAGAUAUGAUGGAUUUUGCAAUGGAACUUGAAAACUGUACAGAUGUUUCAAAGAAACUAGAGCUGGUUUGGAAGUUCUCUAUGGACAACAUGAGCUCUUUUUUCCCAGGAUGUCUGGAUCUAGACACUUUAGGUACAAGCUUAGCUGCCCUGGCUAAGCUAAAUAAGAAACCAAUAAAUCGUGACCUUCAUCCCAGUUUACAACCAGGUCAGCCCAAUCUUAUUCUUUGUCCUCCCUCAGACAUUUUGUCCUGUGCUAUAGCCAUAUAUAUGCACAGCUCUGAUGAGCAACUUCCAUCUUAUGAUGAAGUACUUCUGUGCACGCCUCAAACCACCUAUGAAGAGGUGGCCUUGUUUCUUUGUAGAUGUCUAACACCAGGGUACAGCGGGAAGAAGAUUUAUAGUUUGGUCUAUGCAGACCAGUUAAGCUAUGACGUAGGGUAUAAAUCAGAGCUGUUAUUCCAACAACUGAAGGACCAGGGCAUGGACAAUUACAGUCUUGUAAUCAUAUGUAACUCUGAUCGAGAGCAUUGCUACAUCCCUUCAGUUUUCAGCCAGUUCAAGAUUCAUAUGAUCCCCCAAGGGCAACCUGUGGCGAUCCACCGUUACCUGUGUAAACACUUUAAAGUUGGUUCUGAUGUGGUGUCGGCUGCCUCUGUAUUUAAAAAUGGAAUGAGUGCAGGAAUUGUGUCAUCAAAGCGAGCAGGAGUUGGAAAAUCUUUGUAUGUGAAAAGGCUUUACCAAAAACUUGAGUCAAGAUUUUCAAGUAAAAAGCCACUUCUCAAAAUAAUUCGGCUCAUUAAGCCAGAAGUGGAUGGGAACAAAGUAUUGGAAUCCUUGCUUCCUUUUCUAGAUGGAAAAUUUAAGAGUCGUCCUAUAAUAUUCCACAUUGAUAUUACAUCUUCUGUGAACAGUGGCAUUCCAGAGUUCCUGUUUAAACUCCUGAUUCUGCAAUAUCUGAUGGAUUCUCAGGGAAGAAUAUGGAAGCGCCUGCCCAGUCACUUAUACAUCAUUGAAAUUUUGGAAUCUUCAGACAAUUUUAAACCGUUCAAAACUGUUCCCCGAAUAGUGCAAAAUGGUUUCAUAGACUUCUUCCCCAAGAUUUCCUGCUGCUCACCAAAAGAGGUUCUCACAAAAACUACACAAACUGAUGAGACCGUUUAUGAAGUUCCAGGAAUGGACAUUGAGGAAUUUCGUAGUGAAUGUUUCCAGAGACCAUACCAAUACCUGACACUCUUUGACAUGGGACAAAAUCUAGAUACCUUUGUGUACAUAGAAGGUCACACUGAAGGUGACCCAGCAAAAUGUCUGCAGAUGUUCCUUCUUUACUGUGGCAUAGUCGAUCCUUCUUGGUCUGAACUUCGGAACUUUGCAUGGUUUCUAAAUCUUCAACUAAGAGACUGUGAAGCUUCAGUGUUCUGUAACCAUGAAUUUGUUGGUGAUACACUGCAAGGAUUCAAAAACUUUGUGGUAAAUUUCAUGAUACUAAUGGCAAAAGACUUUGCUACUCCUUCCUUGCAUAUUGCAGAUCAAAGCCCAGGAAGAUUUGGGAUAAAUCUUGAUGGAGUUAAGGAACAAGACUUGGUACCUUUUUUAUUGCGCAAGAGAUGGGAGUCUGAGCCACAUCCCUAUAUCUUCUUUAAUGAAGACCACGCCUCCAUGACAUUUAUAGGAUUCCACCUGCAGCCCAAUAAUGCUGGUGGGGUGGAUGCCAUCAAUCCUAAAAAUAAGUCCAUUAUCAGAGAAAAUGUUAUGUCCUUGCAACUUUAUGAAGGCUUGAGGCUUCAAAGAGUGCCCUUCAACACUGACUUUGACCAGUUGCCCAGGCAUGAGAAAAUAAGCAAAUUAUGUAUGGUGUUGGGAAUUCAGUGGCCGAUAGACCCUGAUGAAACAUAUGAACUCACCAUGGAUAACAUGCUAAAGAUUUUGGCAAUCAAGAUGAGAUUCCGAUGUGGAAUACCUGUGGUUAUCAUGGGAGAAACUGGUUGUGGAAAAACCAGGCUGAUUAAGUUUUUGUGUCAUUUGUGCAAGGGAUUUGUUGAAACGGAAAACAUAAAACUUGUUAAGGUUCAUGGUGGUACUACUGCUGAGACAAUCUACCAGAAAAUUUUGGAGGCCCAAGAAACUGCACAAAUCAACAAGGCAGAAGGAUGUGAAACUGUGUUGUUUUUUGAUGAAGCAAACACCACUGAGGCCAUUAGCAGCAUCAAAGAAGCCCUGUGCGAUCACACGGUAGAAGGAGUGCCUUUGCAAGAAGACUCUGGACUGCAUAUCAUUGCUGCUUGCAACCCUUACAGAAAGCACACUGAUGACAUGAUCAAACGUUUGGAAUCUGCUGGUCUAGGUUAUAAAGUGAGAGCAGAUGAGACCAAAGAAAGACUUGGCUCUAUUCCACUGAGACAGCUUGUUUAUAGGGUGCAUGCUUUGCCACCUAGCAUGAUGCCACUUGUAUGGGAUUUUGGGCAACUUAACAAUGAGACCGAGAAGAAAUACAUUCAACAGAUUGUGUUGCGCUUAGCCAAAGAGAUUCAGCUUUCUACUACUGACAUCCAAUUAUUGACAGACGUCCUUUCAGCCUCUCAGUCCUACAUGAGAAAUAAAAAUGAUGAGUGCAGCUUUGUAAGCCUCAGAGAUGUGGAACGUUGCAUAGAGGUCUUCAAGUGGUUUUUUAACCGUCAUGAGAAGCUGUUGAAACAUUGUCUAUCCCUUGCACAGAGAAGGAAAAGUACUUACAGUGUGGUAGAUAAAUCUGCUUGGUCUCUAGUUCAUGCUGUUGGCGUGUGCUAUCAAGCAUCUUUGGAAACCAAAGAUUCUUACAGGAGGGCUAUAUGCAAAUUCUUUCCUCUGCCUUAUAGAGACCCCACAAAUAUUUUUCAGGAAAUAACUUCCAUUCAAGAUCUAUUCUUGGCAGGUGUACAGUUAAGGGACACCAUUGCAAGAAAUCUUGCAUUGAAGGAAAACCUCUUUAUGAUGGUCAUAUGCAUUGAGCUUAAGAUUCCAUUGUUUCUGGUCGGAAAACCUGGAAGUUCAAAGUCUCUUGCAAAGACUAUUGUUGCGGACGCUAUGCAAGGCCAAGCAGCUCAUACAGAACUGUACAAGGACCUUAAGCAGAUCCACCUGGUGUCUUUUCAGUGUAGUCCUCAUUCAACACCAGAAGGAAUCAUUGGUACAUUUAGGCACUGUGCACGAUUCCAGGAGGGGAAGAAUUUAAAUGAAUAUGUGUCUGUAGUUGUACUUGAUGAAAUAGGGCUUGCAGAAGACUCUCCUAAAAUGCCUUUAAAAACACUUCAUCCUUUGCUGGAAGAUGGAUGCAUAGAUGAUGACACCUCACCACACAAAAAAGUUGGAUUUAUUGGUAUCUCUAAUUGGGCUUUAGAUCCAGCAAAAAUGAACCGAGGGAUAUUUGUAUCCCGUGGUGACCCAAACAGAAAAGAACUGAUUGAAAGUGCAAAGGGAAUUUGUUCUUCUAAUAACUUAAUUCUCCAUAAAGUUGUACAACACUUUCUUAGCUUCUCAGAGGCUUAUCUUGAAGUUUGCAAAACAUUGAAAGAACAAGAAAAAGAAUUCUUUGGUCUAAGAGAUUUCUACAGUCUAAUAAAAAUGGUGUUUGCAUUUACCAAACAGUCCAAAGACAUCCUUACCCUGGAUGAAAUUGCUAGGGCUGUCCUGAGGAAUUUCAGCGGGAAAGAUGAGGUGAAUGCCUUGGACAUUUUCCUAAGCGAUCAAAAGAAAAAUAUAGCAGAUAUUAAUACAAUAGAUUUGAUCAUGGAAAACAUCAGGAGUGACAGUGAUGAUUGUCGUUACUUGUUAAUAUUAACCAAAAACUAUGCUGCAUUACAGAUCCUUCAGCAAGCUUUCCUUAAAGAAAACCAGCCACCAGAAAUCAUCUUCGGCUCCAGUUUUCCAAAGGACCAGGAAUAUACUCAGAUUUGCCGAAAUAUCAACCGUGUUAAGAUUUGCAUGGAAACUGGAAAGAUGGUUAUACUGCUUAAUCUCCAGAACCUGUAUGAAAGCCUCUAUGAUGCUUUAAACCAAUACUAUGUUUAUCUAGCUGGUCAAAAAUAUGUUGACCUGGGCUUAGGCACACACCGUGUCAAGUGUAGGGUCCAUCCAAAAUUCAGAUUGAUAGUCAUUGAAGAAAAGGAAAUUGUGUACAAGGAUUUUCCAAUUCCACUGAUCAACCGUCUUGAGAAACAUUACUUGGAUAUAAACACAUUCCUAAAAAAAGAACACAAGGUUAUUGUUCAAGAGUUAGAAGGUUGGGUAGAAGAUUUCGCUAAAGGCAAGCAAAACUCCACCAUUGGUAAAGCCCAAACAUACCAGCCUUCAGAUGUUUUUAUUGGUUACCAUUCGGACACGUGUGCCUCAGUUGUCCUUCAAGUGACAGAGAACAUGAAACAAUCUCAUACUUAUACUGAAAAUAAAACAGAUGUGAGGAACCAAGCAGAACAAGUCUUGCUAAACUGUGCCACACCUGAUUCUGUUAUCCGCUUAGGCCGCAAAGACUUAAUUGAUGAGUACUUCAAGAAGCAGAAACAUGGUUCAUUAUUAGAUUUCCUCUGCUGUCAUGUGACAACUGGAUAUAAUAAUCAUACCACUUUUACAGAGAUCACAACAUUUUCCCGCCUUCUGACAUCUGCUGACAGAAAGGUUCUGGAAACCGAGUUAAAACAUCACAUCGAUGGCAUCGAAAUUUUAUCCCUGCAGCAGUUUGAUACAGAAUUCUCGUUCUUGAAAAAGAUUCGGAGUUUUCUUGAGAGUCCAUCUCGUAAUCAAAUACUGAUUAUACAAACUGAUUUUGAAGAAGGAUCCCAAGGAGCAAAUCUUGUGGCAUCAGCAAAGUACUCAGCUGUGAAUGAAAUACAAAAGGCGAAUCUCAAAGAAAUGUUUGUAUUUGUCUACUUCAUAACUAAACUUCCCAGAAUGCAAGGAGGCACAUCUUAUGUGGGCUUCCGUGGAGGAUUGUGGCAGUCUAUCCAUAUUGAUGAUCUAAGGAAGUCUAAGGAUAUGGUGGAAGAUGUUACAGCACUUCAGGAUCUCACUAUAAGUCGUCUGUUCUAUACUGAAGAGAAAAAAACAACUGUAAAGGAUGAUACUAAGCAUAAAGCAAACAUGGAAGUAGACAUGGAGGUAGAAAUGGCCCAUGGGAAUGAAGAUGUUGUGAUCAGAGGCAGAGGUGAUAAAGAAGACAUGGAGACAGCGAUUGAUAUAUAUACGGAUGAAAAAAUGGAGAUUGAAAAUGACAUUUCUGAAGACCAUGAAAUGGAAACUGAUAUUCCAUUGCAAAGACCAGAGGAUAUGUUGGAUACCACCAUUCUCAUCCGAAGCUGUGUUCAGAAUGCCAUAGGUUUAUUAAGAGAUGAAGAAAAUGUUGAAAGCCGCAGCACUAGGAGGAUUGAGAUCCUGAUAAGCCUGUUGAGCACAGAAGAUCAGAUAAAAAGUGCUUUCCUAAAAAUGUUGAUGUGGCGUCUGCAUAACUUACUAAAGAUGCAUGAAGAAAAUACCUUAUUGCCUGACCAAUGGGUCGUGCGAGAGGCUGCAAAUCAAGAUGCUUUGCAGGAAGCUGGAACUUUCAGGCAAACCCUUUGGAAACGUGUUCAGAAAGCUGUAACGCCACUUUUGUCACAAAUUUUGUCUGUGAUCGAUCGUAACGCCAACCUGGACCUCCUCGUUGACCUGAAAGUGGACAGCUAUGUGAAAUGCUUAUGGAUGUACAUUUUUCACAAUGAAAAGCUACUGCCUAUCUCAAAUACCCUCAGUUCUCAGACUGAAACCGUUCUGGUGAAGAAUUACAUGAAUAUUUCUGUAUUUGGGGAAAACCAUUUACCUUUCAGCUGGAGGAUUAAAGAUUAUCUGGAAGAUAUCUGGACUCAGGCCCAGCACAUAGCUAGUGAAGCAGGUCCUGCAAUGAAAUUUCUGGAGAUCUUUUGUAAAACACCAUUGGGAAAAUAUGUAUCCUCUCAAGAAGAGAAUGCACAAUACAACAUUUUCCUGGACUAUAAGAGAGACUUUAUCCUUAUGACUAUGAGCUUAUCCUCUGGUGAAGAGUUAAAGUUACAGAUCAUGGAAUUUGCUCUGUCUGCCUGUAUCGAAGAAUUAAGAUCUUCUACAGAGGAACCCCUACUGCUUCCAUGGGUUCAUAUUGGAUAUAGUACAUAUCAACACAGGCUGCAAAACUUGAACAGGAUUUUGGUGGUCAACCCUUCAGUAGUGGAUUCCCUCCUUCAAAAGAUUGCUGAUCCAAGGCCAAUGCUAAGAAAUGAGAUGGUUCUUGACCUCUAUGCUGCCAUUGCUUGCUUAGAAUCAUUGAAACACACUAUGCGCACUAUGGAGAGUUCAGACUCUAAAAAAUGGAUGCAGCAAGUAAAAAACAUACAAGUGCCUAUUGAAUUGACCUGUUCCGAAGGAUAUUUACAGGGUCAGGGUUCCUGGUGCGAAAAAGGAAUCAAACAGAUCAGAAAACUCUGGAACUGUGUAUAUUCCAUGUCACUUUUUAUGGAACAUCUGCUGGUGGAGGAGAAUCUUCAGGAUGAAAACAUGCAGGGACUGAUAAGAGGCCAUACAUUGUUCCUUGGGCAGCAUCUGGGAAACUUUACAGAUAUAAAGACAGUCAGACCUUUCAUGGCUGUUGUAGAUGCACUUCACAAAUGCAGAAAUGAAGUUGCUGAAUCUGUAUCAAGGUUUGGAAUGCAAUUGUGCACAGUUUGCCGUAGUGACCCAAAUGAGCCUGUCUGCCUUGAUUGUGGCCAUUUUUUCUGCCGAUCCUGUCUGAAGCAGUGGCUGGACACCCCUAACAGGACUUGUCCAUUGUGUAAACAUCCGGUGCCAGAAAAUUUCACCAUGGUUGUCUCUAAAGAAAUCAGGGAUUCCCUACAGAAAAAUAUUGAGUUUAGAAAACAAUGCAAUGGAUUUUUCGUGGAUAUCGUAUGCAACUUGUGCUUCAAGGACAACAGCCCACCAGAUGACGAGGUCAUACAACAUCUACUAUCCUUCCUGUUCAACACUGAUUUAGGGUCUGUGAGUUUCACACGUUCACUUUCCCCCUUUGAGGAUGCUGUAGACAAAACCCCAGUGAUACGCUCUGUCAUUUUGAAACUGCUGCUGAAGUACAGCUUUGACAUCAUCAUGAAGCAUGCGCAAGAAUAUUUUAACAAAGUUAAAAUGAGCAAUCUUCUUAAACUUGCAGACACAAAAGAAGUUUACGUGCUAUUCAUUAACUGUUUAGAGGAUUCACUAUAUGAAAAGAAGCAAAAAGUUCAAAAUGAAAAUGAAAAACUCAAAUAUUUGGAAGUGGAAGCACUGUUCUUGCAAAACUACUUAAGAAGCAGCGAGCAGCAAAGAAAGGAGGAGACAUCUGUAAAGCUACUUCAGGAUGUGGCCAGGGUGAGGCUGGCACUUGAUGUGGCAGCAGAAGUGAUGUCAGUCAAACCCAGAGGGGGCAUAAAUGAACAAUACAUGAGAUGUGUGAAAGAUUUAUGUUCCAGGUCUGGCAAUGAUUGGUACAGAGUUUAUCUAAUCCGCAAACUAGCUAAUCUGCAUGGCAUGGACACAGUCCAAAGACAUUUUAAAGACCCUGCAUUCAAAUGGCUGUUCCCUCGAGAAAUGCUGCAAAAAAAGGACACUGAGACAAAUCAAAUGGACCAUUUCUUGGUAUGUGGUGAAAGCUACAAAGUACUGAGGGACGGUAUAAGCAGAGCAAUGAUGGAAGGCAAAGAAGAAAGGCUUGCAACUGCCAUAGAGGAAUGUAAAAGCCGGGAUCAGGCACUGGCUGUCCACCUCUUGCUUGCUGUAUUCCGUGAAAUAACCUUGUACUAUGGGGUACGCAACUGUGGUCAACAAGGAACAGCACACACUGAACAGAAGGCUGUGAUGGACUUUAUAAAAAAUGCCCAAAUGUUCAAGGACAGAUCUCUGAAUCAGUUUUUGGAGACACUGCUGAGGAACAACCGACCAUUCCUCCAAGCUGUUCCCGGGAUGAGAGGGUCAUACACAGCCAUUUUUGGAUUAGCCAUGCACUUGGCCUCCAUUCUUCUAUCUGGAAAUAACCAAAUUUUAGUACCCUUGAAAAAUCUCUCAUUCUCUUCUGCUAGAAUGCAGAACUCCUUUUUGCCAACCAUGCCAGAGGACAUGCUCUCCAAUGCUAGAUCUGCAGUGGCGGAACAGCUGCACUGGUAUGUUUGUCCCAAUGGCCACUACUGUGCCAUCGGAGAGUGUGGUCAGCCAAUGCAGACUAGUCGAUGUCUAGAUUGUGGUGUCGAAGUUGGAGGCCAAAAGCAUGCACCCGUUCCAGGAUUCCUGAGAAUUCAGCAGGAUGUAGACCGAACACAGACUGGACAUGUGUUGGGGGACUCGGCUCGUCAGGGCCCAGCUGUUGCACCAGACCGAGAUAUAGCGGCCCCUGCCUUUAUUUUACUAAGGAUGAUAACGCAUCUGGCAAUGCUUCUGGGAUCAGAAGAGGAUAAUCAGAGCCUGAUGCACAUUGUGAAGCCACCAGUUCAAGAUGUUAGAAAUUUCAUUUUCCGUCACAUUGAAAGAGAUCUGGAAUAUCUGAAGAACAGUCUUGGAAAAAGCACAGAUGACACCACAACUGUUGUACAUCUUGUACUUGACAAAAUGUUGAACCCUCAACGGUCUGGACAGUGGCCGGUCAACUUUGAUGAUGUUUGGUCAACCAAACAAAUGAGGAACAGCUGGGAGAAGCAUUUUGCAUCAAUGGUCAUUACCCCUGUGCUCAGGAGCUUAGACAGAGACCUAAUGGCUGUGAACAAUUACAUCCGUCAAGAUGAGAGAAUUAGUUCCAAUCCUGUAGUGAAGGUGGUGUAUGGUGACCCUCUGAUAAGUGGAGAGAAGAUGGACUUGCCAAAGCACAGUAAUGUGUAUUGCUCUAAGAUAUGGAGCUGCAGAGAACGGAUCUCCAUUGAAUAUAUUCUACAUGCCGUCCAGCAGAAUGGAAAGGACACUCUGCCUCUACUCUGGAAAUUCCUGGAGAAGGAAACUGAACUUCAGAUGGUGAAGUUUUUGCCAAAUAUUUUAAAACUUCAGAAGGAUUUGGUGAAGAAGUUCCAAAAUUACAGGGACCUCAAUUAUACAACUAUUGAAGAAUUCAUAAAGAACAUAAACUCUGGUGGAGCUGGCUAUAUUUUUACUGAGCGUAUACAAGAAUUCAUGCUUGCUUGGAAUCAUCUACGGCUUUCCCUGCAGACCAACGGUGAAAUAAAGCUCCCAGAAGGCAUGUGUGAUCAGAUCCUUACCAUGGACAGUGAAUUUGAGUUUCUUCUUCCUCGUCGGCAGGGACUAGGCCUGUGUGCUACAGCCCUCACCAGCUACCUCAUAGCACUGCACAACAGUUUUAUUUACGCACUGGCAAGAUACACCAACAUUGAACAAAUGUACUCCAUUAAAGCUUCAGAAGUAAUGGAUCUACAUGUGAUCAGUUAUGAGCUGGAAAAGGAUCUAGUGCCUAUAAUCUUAUCCAACUGCCAAUAUAGUCUUGAGAGUGGCAAAGAGACUCUACAAGAAUUCGACUUUCCAAAGAUCCAGCAUCAACUGACCACUCGCCUCUUCCAAGGGAAGCCUCUCAUCACCAUGGUUGGAUUGCCAACUCUCACCCUUUCCCAUGACAGAAACUACAAGAAUCUGUUUGCAGAUGUAAAGAAAAGACUUCCUCAGGACUCUUUAUCAAACUCCGCAAUAGAUGCCAUAAGCAAAGACCUGAAUGCAUUCAGUGAUGUCUGUGAGGCCUUAAACAUUGUGGACAUCUCACUGGGAUUUCUGGCAACGUCAGGAGAAAAUCCAGAACUUUCCUUAACAGAAUAUGUGGAAGAAAUCUUACAGAUGAGAGAACAGAGCAGCGCACAUGUUCUCGAGGCACUGAAACGCUGUCACUUGAAGAACACAAUUGCUCUUUGGCAGCUUCUUACUGCACUGAAGUCACAACAUCUUUUACAUCUAAAGAGGGAUCCAUUUGAAAAUGUGGACAAAGCAUACAAGCAGGGACUAGGCAAGGAGGGGAAACACGCACUUAAUGUGUUCCUGGAGCAGAAUGGCACCAACCUUUUCCUUCUGGAGCUACAUGAGAUGAUCGUGUUGAAAUUACGAAAUCCACAAAGUGCACAGGAUUUCCCACCUUCUUGGAUCCUAAGGGACGUGAUGGUCCCCUUUCUUGAUGAUAAAGAGGUUACCUUCCCAGAACUGGAGAAUGACUUCCCUGAACAAAUUGCACUAGCCCACUGCAUUGAAGCGUGGAAGGUUGCUGCCACUAAGAAAUGGAAUCGCAUUUAGCCACUUGAAAGGGAUAAAAGUGGCUGUGAAGUCUGUGUACUGCAUUUCAAGACCUUAUAUUGCUGCUGCUAUCUCAGGCUGUUUAUUAUUUUUAUAAAUGUUAGAUUUUGUUCUGGUAUAAACAUGAUAUAGUUAUCUACAUAUGCACAGGAUGCAUAAUAAAAUAUAUAUAGCAAUAAUUAAAUGUGAUAUACUAGGAAAAAAUAAAGAACGACUAAUAGCUUAAAAUUUGUGCAAAAUAGGUUAUUGCAAUUCUGUCUUUUAACAAGCUUAAAGCCAGUCUACAACUUAGAGUUUAACGUUGCCUUUUAUUUAUGUAGUAAGUGUCUGUAGUUUAUGCAUCAGAGAGUCUAUAGAUUACAUUUUCAGUUCACUGCCCAGUGCCCAUGCUAGACUUGGACACGCCACAGUCAUUCAGUUAUAAAAAUGACAACAGAGGGAAUGCAGAGAUAUUUUCAUUCUUUAACGGCGCUAGGCUGUAAGUUAUCAGUGCCUUACAGAGGCAAGUGUGGCAGCUACAAAGCUGUAUGAGCAGAGCCCGGCUCUCUGCCUCUGAUAUUGUUACCAUAACUCGGGUAUAAAUAUAUACUAUGCUUACCAAUUACAGACCAGAAAAAAUAACCAGUCAGCACACUUCAACUUUUGUACUUUUCAAACAAACACAUUUUACUGGUUAUAUGGAACCUAACAAUACUGAAUAUGCACUUAUAAAAUAAUCAAUAUAAAAUGAUAAUUCAAAGACCUUGUGGCGGUCAUUCCCAAGAGCUAGAGACAUGGUUUUCCUAAAAUAUAUCAGCUUUUUUUUUUUAUUGUUAACUGUAGUGUAUCAUUUUGUAUUUUACUGUUCUUUCAUAUAAAGGACAAAACAUUUCCUGGGAAAUGGUAAAACCAGGAAGCCACUAGUAGUGUCAGUUGAUUUACAAUUGACCUUGCCAGAAAGUCUAUUGAACAGCUAUAGGCGUAGAACCUUGUGAACAUUCCUAGAACAUUUUUAGUCAUGCUCAUUAACAUACUGCAAAAUCAGCAAUGAUGCUCAAAGUGCAGUAAACCUAAUAAGCAAUCAGGACUCGUUUGAAACAAAUUUGUUUCAAUUUGUUGCAGGUUAUUGCGCUUGUCAUAUUGCCGUUUUGCACAUACCAAAGAAAAAUUCUGUAUAUACAUUCCCAGUCUAAUUUCAGUGGUAUGUAUUUACUGUGGCUACAGAUGAUUCAUGUAAUUGAUACUGAAAGCAUUAUAUGACAUAUUUGCCAUAUCUACGUACCAGGUUUACAAAUGUAGCUUAUGCCGUAUAUAGUUAUGCACAAAAAAGGGUUUACACUUGAAAGUUAAUAUUGUUAAGUCAUUAAAAUACUCCAGCAGGCUACCUAAGCUAGGAACGUGCAGGUGGGACCUAACUAUCCAUACCACAUAUAGUAUAACAUGGCACUUUACGUUACUUUAACUUGCUUUGUGCCAACAAAAGCUGUACGAUUCUAGUUAUGUGCAAUUAAUGCAUAGAUUUUUUUUAUGUUUUGUAUCAUUUAAAGAAAACAGGAAUGUCAUUAAAAUGGAAUUAUGAGAAAAAUUAA
Messenger RNA from Rana temporaria (common frog), 18449 nucleotides. RefSeq names its product ring finger protein 213 (gene RNF213). Lineage: Eukaryota; Metazoa; Chordata; Amphibia; Anura; Ranidae. Gene Ontology annotation, biological process: sprouting angiogenesis; ubiquitin-dependent protein catabolic process; negative regulation of non-canonical Wnt signaling pathway. Gene Ontology annotation, cellular component: nucleolus; membrane; cytosol. Gene Ontology annotation, molecular function: metal ion binding; ATP hydrolysis activity; ubiquitin-protein transferase activity. The transcript is spliced from 65 exons. The record is from RefSeq and is a predicted model, not a curated record. The coding region runs from base 1231 to 16881 and encodes 5216 amino acids.